Messenger RNA from Talaromyces marneffei, 1761 nucleotides. RefSeq lists its product as uncharacterized. Gene Ontology annotation, cellular component: retromer complex; retromer, tubulation complex; endosome. NCBI's taxonomy places the organism in Eukaryota, Fungi, Ascomycota, Eurotiomycetes, Eurotiales, Trichocomaceae. The record is from RefSeq and is a predicted model, not a curated record. Gene Ontology annotation, biological process: intracellular protein transport; retrograde transport, endosome to Golgi. The transcript has 3 exons. The coding region runs from base 1 to 1761 and encodes 586 amino acids. Gene Ontology annotation, molecular function: phosphatidylinositol-3-phosphate binding.
AUGGACUACUCCUCCAUAGCACACGAUCCAUCUGACCCAGUGGAGUCGUCUCCCUGGGGCUCUCCACGUGCAGAUAGAGAUACUUUUGGCGGUUCCGUACAUGGUGCCGACAUCGUUCCUGCGCCCUUACCUCGGCACCAGUCGCCCUACGAUGAUAACCAUGAUAGCGAACAUAAUGCGGGGAAUGCGCAAGCUGCAGCGUCGGAACAACAUGAUCCAUUGACUCCUCCUCGCAGCAUCCCAUCAAACGAGCACGGCUAUGCGCAACAACAGCAGGCUGCUCCGCAGCCGCAGAAACGGACAGAGCCUCCCGCUCGUUAUCAGACCGGAGCUCGGCAAAACGCUAGGCAGGCUGCGCCGACAUACAGACUACAAGGAAAGAUAACUGCUCUGGAAAGGACGGGCAAGAAGGAUCCCAUUCUCCGAUUCGAUGUUUAUACCAAUAUCCCCAAAUUCCGCACCACGCAAUAUCGAGACAUUCGUCGCACCCACUCAGAAUUUGUCAAGCUCUCUGAACACUUGAUAUCGUCAAACCCCGAGGCGAUCGUACCGGCUGUGCCUCCUCCACUCACUCCGGCUGGAGCAGGAACCGAUGAAGACGAGAUUCGCGUCAAGGCGUCGAUGCAGAGGUGGUUGACCUACGUAUUUAGCAAUGAUGUGCUUGUUCAUGACGAUGAGAUUGUCCUUUUCGUGGAAAGUGAUUUUGGCUAUAGUCCAGUGGUUCGAAUGAAACAACCAGCUACUGGAGUGCGCCGAAAGGUCAUCAAGCAAUUUGCGCCACCUCCAGAUGACACUCCCGAAUUACAAAAUGCGCGUCCCGUUGUCAAGAUGUUUUAUCUCAGUGCUCUAGAUGCUAGUCAAAAGACGGAUCGCGUGGUUAAAGCUCGACGAGGACUCGGCCUUGCGGAGUCUGACCUUGGAGUCAAGAUCGGACACAUGAACGUACAGGAAACUCAUCCUGGGCUAAGCAAUGCCUACCGAAAGCUUGGACGCGUUAUCCAAACAGCCGGCGACUACCAUGCUGCUCAAGCCACAGCGGAAGCUACGACUCUAGGUGAUCCGUUGGAGUAUUACUCUUCUGACGCUUUCAUUGUCAAGGAGACCUUGACGAACCGACAUAUUCUUCUCCGGGAACUGAUUCAGGCUCAACAGACGGCUCGCAGUAGGCGUGCCGCAGCCGACCGUCUAAAGGGCAGUUCAUCUGUUCGCCCAGAUAAAGUGGACGAAGCUAUUAGCGCCCUAGACGAAGCUCUUGGCCACGAAACAUACCUUACUAAGAAGACACAGAGAGUAACCUCGAACCUAUUACUGGAGACCCGACGCUGGUUUGACCGAACCUCAAGUGAUGUCCUAUCAAGCCUUCGCGAAUAUACCCUGCGACAAAUUGAAGCUGAGCGCCGAACAUUAGCUCUCCUGGAGAGUGUGCGGCCUGAUAUUCGAGCGAUCGAUUCGUCUGGUGGACUCAGCCGUCUCGGACGAGAGUCUCACCCUACAGUCCGCCGAUCUAGUCUAGCGUCGAGCCAAGGUCCUAAGGGUGAUGCAUGGAGUGGUGUGCCCCGUCGAAAUGAUAGUCUCAACAGAAGUGUGAGCAAUAGUACAGUUAUCGUGCCUGUUCUUGCUGAUGAACUUGGAAAUGGCGAUGGUACUGGCAAUGGGCGGGCUCGUGCUCUCAGCGGAGUCGGGUCUAUCGUAGAGGAGGACGAUGAUGACAAGCUUGAUGCAAGAAACGCGGCAAGCCGACUGGCGACAAGCACGUUCUGA